Molecule: messenger RNA, 1572 nt
Organism: Zychaea mexicana
Lineage: Eukaryota; Fungi; Mucoromycota; Mucoromycetes; Mucorales; Lichtheimiaceae
Exons: 2
Coding region: 1-1572 (523 amino acids)
Biological process (GO): transmembrane transport
Molecular function (GO): transmembrane transporter activity
Source: RefSeq, a predicted model, not a curated record
AUGUUCGAGUGGGUCUACGGCAACAACAACAACAACAAUAAAAAGGAAGAUCAUCAACACGAUUGUUGUAUCAGCAUACCUGAAUAUGGAAAAGAGGAUGAUGCUUAUUCUUCCUUUUACAAAAACAACAACAACAGCUGUGGCAGCACCAUUAACCGGUAUGGUCCGCUUGGAUCGACUCUCUCUUCAGCUGCAAGUACGACGAGUACCGUUAAAGCCGAUAGCGGAUCGCAUGUACAAGUGUUUCUAGUAAAGUUUGCAAAAACACUCGUGGCUGCGGGUGCUCCUUCACAUCGAUUGGACCAUUGUGUCCAAUUACUGAUGCAAAAGCUCAAUAUCAGGGCUCAGAUUGGUUACGUACCGGGCUACUUGAUCGUUUCCUUUGGUGAUCCAGAAUCUCUUGGAUCCGCUGCUCAGCUUGUCACUGUCACUACAGGGCUGGACUUGAGUCGCUUUUGCCGCACCUAUAGAUUAUUCGAAUCCGUUCUUUGCGACGAUAUCACCAUACGAGAAGCCACACUGGCACUAGACCAUAUUGCUCAGGGCCCUUGCUUAUACCCAUGGUGGUUGACUUGGAUCGGAUACGGCCUUGCAUCAAGUGCAAGCAUGCCACUGUUUUUUGCAGGAGGAUUUGUGGACAUGGCAUUCGGGUUCUGGUGGGGCAUCGUGGUUGCUGGCGGGGUCGUCCACUUGUCAGCCAGAGUCACUCGAUUCGCCAGUAUAUUUGACGUGGUCAUGAGCGCUCUCAUUGGGUUCUUGUCCGCCGCCGUUGCGUCCCGGUUGUCCAUUUCGUGUUUCUAUGCACUAUCGAUUGGCGGCGUUGUCAUGCUAUUGCCAGGCUAUGCUACACUCACAGCCUUGCUGGAAAUUGGGAGUGGCGCUGUUGCAUCAGGCACGCUUAAAUUGACCACUACGCUUGUCUAUUCGUUAUUGAUUGGAUUCGGUUUGGCUAUUGGCGCUAGCACCCAUCAACUCAUUUUCCCGUCACUUGCACUCGUCUCUUCGGACGAUAUCUGUGAAAGCAACGCUUUGUCAUCGCGCUUAUAUGAUAUCCUGUUUGUGCCCGUGUUUGCAGCUGGUCAAUUGAUAAUCCUUAGAGCACGGUGGAACAAGUACCCCAUUAUGCUCCUAUUGGCUGCUGUAUCCCAUUCGUUGCAUCGCGUCUGUCUGAGUCACUUUGUCGUGUAUCCGCAUGUUGCAACCGUCCUCGCUUCUUUGGCCGUCGCCCUCGUUUCCAAUCUGUAUGCACGACUCACAUCCACCGUUGGGUUUGUCGAUAUGCUGAUGGGCUUGUUGUUCUUGGUACCUGGCUCCGUGGGCGUUUCGUCGUCCCUCGACACCUUUGGCCAAGCACUACAAACCUCAGACCCCAUGACUGAAAUGUCCAUCAUUUUGAAUGCAGGACAACAAGGCCUUAUCUUUUCUUCGCAUAUGAUGGUCAUUGCUGUAUCGGUAUCGGUCGGCCUUGUUUUGGCAGCUAUACUGCUGUAUCCUGUACGGAAAGUGUUGGAUUGCAAAAGGAAAAAGUCACCAUAUCAUACAAAAGACUGGGUUGGCGAUAUCACCUUUUAA